AUGAAAAUUAAUCUUUUAGCCACAAACAAUUACAAGACUUCAUUUGAUGAAGUAUCAAAAGAUGCUACAAUCGAUAGUAUCAAGGUCGAGUUGUUUAGAAAGCACUCUGACUAUCUCCCAACACCUUCGACACUGUUUGCUGAUGAUACAGAUUAUAUCACAGAAACAAAUGUAAAUAGUAAAUGUUCAUCAUCUUCAUCUGAUAAGAUGGAUGUUGAUUGUAGUAGUAAUAAUAAUAGUAGUGUAAAUAAUAAUAAUAAACAAAAACAACAACAACAACAACAUGAGAAUACAUUAAUUCAUCCAUACCAAAUAAGAAUAUUGUUUGGUGGUAAACAAUUAGAAAACUAUUCAACGUUGGCAGAGAAUAGUAUUCAAGAUGGUCAUACUUUAUUGGUGACAGUCUCACCUGUCUUUAUUGACCCAUUACAACAAGAAGAGAGUAAAGCUAGAAAUCACUAUCAGUCCGUAGCUGGUGAGUCAAACUCUGACAAGCUUUACAGUGCAUUCUCACGUGUACCUGAAAGUCACAGUGACAAGACAGAUGUUGAUGUGGUAGUUGAACCUCCAACACCGAUUGUAUCUUAUAUCUUGUCUCUUAAUGACCAAGCAAACGAUUCAUUCUCGAAUCCAUUCAAUCCACUUGCACCAUUGUCCGAUCAAGAGGUAUCUGAUUUACUUGUGCGUGUACCAACGUUAGAGUCUGACACAGAGCUCAAGACACCCAACAAUGUGCCACUCAACUCUCAGUUGUACAAGUGUACCAAAGAGAAGCCACCCAAGAUUGCCAAGCCGAAAAAGGGUGAGCAGCCAGCCGUUACUGACAAAGACUUGGCACUUCAAUUGGACAAGAUGUCACUCGAGCAACAGGUCAAGCGACCAGAAGUCUCAUUCCCACCAGUCGACAUUCUCACAGCCACUCCAGUCGGCUCCAAUGUCAAUGUCUCUCGUGUACAAUUUGUCUUUAGCCGUCCUUUUAUCCCAAUUUUUGACGAUAUUUCAAAGAUGACGGUUCCAUUCAAAAUCUCACCAGAGGUUGAAGGAGCCAGUUGGAAAUGGAUGGAUGGUGUCACCUGUGUCUAUCAAAAGGGUUCAUAUGGGUUGUUCCCAGGCUCGACACCCUACACUGUCACCUUUGAUCCAAGUGGUUAUCCCGAUGUAGAGUUUGACGAGGAGUUGACCAAGAACAAGUUUUGGGUCUUUGACACUGUCACCAAUACUCCUGUUCAGUUGAGAUGUGAUGGACUCAAGGAACCACAAUUCUCUAUUCAAUUCUCACAACCGGUCGACCCAAUCACUCAAGAUCUUGCCAAACUCAUCUCCAUCAAGGAUCAAGAUCGCAAAAAGUUUUCCUAUGAAUUUCUUGCAUGGGAACAUCCAGAUUUAAGUACCACAUUCAAACCAAAGCCAGAAAACCCAAAGGACGAACCAAUCAAAGCAAAUCCUAAAAUCGUCUAUCUCAAGAUCAAAGGUUCAUUCAAACUUCAAACUACCUACAUUGUCUCUUUCAAACCUGGUCUCAAGAGUAUUGAAGGUUCACUUUCAACUUUAACAAAAACUAAAUUAACUUAUCAAUCACCAAAAUUAUUUUCAGCAGGAUUUGAUUCUAAAACUCAACCAACUGUUUCCAAUUGUAUUGUUGUGCUAACUAGAACACCCAAACCAAUCCAUGUGACUCAGAUUACACCUGAAGAGUUGGAGAGCAAGAUCCGUUUUAUUCCUCCAGCUGUAAUCACUGCUGUCAAAACCUAUGGUACCAGUAUGAAUAUCGAAGCAAAUUUCGUACCAUCAACUAGAUACAAAUUAUAUUUGGAUGGUAUUGAAAGUUGUGAUGGAGAUUUCCUUCCAAGCACCAUUUUGGAAUUAAAGACUCCAGCUGAAAAGGCUGAAAUCCAUUUCCAACAAUCAACAUCUUUCCAUUAUAGUUAUAAUCUUGAUCCUUUAGUACCACCAAUGAUUACAUUGUUUACAAAAGGAUUAUCAAAAUUAACUGUUAGAUCUUAUAGAAUUCUUCCUCAUGAAUUAAAGAGAUUUAUGAAUAUCAAGGUUGCCCUUUCACAACUCUAUUCAUUUGAGUCAACUAUAGGAGAAGACUUUCAAUCACUUGGUCUGAUACCAUUAAAGUCACAGUCUGUAAACGUUCAAAGAGAGGUCAAACAAAGAACGGAGACUGUAAUUGAUUUGACCGAGUUCUUUGGAGCCAACACUCCUACUUUGGCCACCGAAUCACUCUUGUUCUUUACAUUUACCGAUCAAGAAAAGGAGGUUAGAGUCGGACAAGUGCUCCAAUACACACCAUUGUCAAUUUCAAUCCAAGCCACUAGUGCCAAUGUUCUUGUUCAAGUGACCGAUGUCAUUAAAAAUGCACCAGUCCCCUAUCCAUUGAUUGAAACCUACUUGACAUCUGCCGUCCCAGUUAGCAGUGGUCUUGGUAAGGAUGGAUUCGCAUCGAUUGAACGAAAGAAGGCAUUUGACAUGGUUGCUGCUACCACCAAGACUGACAAGAGAUCGUAUACUUGUAUGGUGUCGUACCACAAUGCUGUCAAGUCGGCAUCAAAUAAACUCGCUUGGAAUGUCAUCAAUGAUCUCGGUGUCUACCGUCCAACCGAUACUGUCAACAUCAAGGGUAUCAUUCGUAUCUACAAUGAAGAUGGAAUUGAAACACCUCUUGAAUACUUUGGUGACAACUCUAUUUCAUCGAUAACCUAUACAUUGGUAGACACUAGACGCAAGGAAUUCUAUAAAAACACAACCGUCAAACUCAACUAUUUGGGUAGUUUCCACAUCUCUUUCAAGUUGCCCGAAGAUAUUAACUUGGGUGACUGUAAGUUGACAAUGAAGACCAAUGACGAUUUACACACUCAUGAAAUGAACAUUAGUGUUUUGGAAUGCAAGCGUAAAGAGUUUGAAGUUGACUUUGACGUCAAGAGUCGUCAUUUCCAAGGAUCUACCAACCAAGGUCUACUCAGAAAGGUGGUUCAAGGAGGUGAUGCCUUUUUCGUCGAAGCAUUUGGCAGAGCAUUCACAUCUGAGAUUUUGGCAAACACAAUGGUCAAUUGGAGGGUUGAUGUAUCAGAGACUAGUCCACUCUGCAUGCCAGACGGAUACUCUAUUCAAACAGCGCCAUCAAACAAGUUGAAUGUAGACUUUAAGUCGUUUGAAUACGUGUCUCGUCGUAAUCCAUCUGGUCGUCACCAACUCCGUCUUGCAUUCUCUCAAAUGAACAGAUGUCUCAAUGUCAAUGUCAAGGCAGAGAUGUUGGAUAUGACCAACCGAUCAGAGACAUUUUCACAAAGUUUUACAGUGCUCGACGACUCUGUCUACCUUGGUGUAUCUGCUCCCAAAAAGAUCUACAAUAUCGAUGAAGAGUUGUCGAUCAAGGCUAUGGUACUGUCAUCGUCUGGCAAACAAAUUCAAGAUGGAAAGAUCCAUUUCCUCGUUAAAAUGGUCCCAUGGAUGAAUGGAGUGGAUGAAGAAGAAAUGCCAUCAAAGACUAUCCUCGAUACAGUCUACCAACCAACCGCUGAUGUGCCAUCCAUCUUUAACCACAAAUUUGAUGAUCGUGGACACUAUACCAUCGAAGUCUACCAUGUCAGCGAUCUCGGUAUCCACAGUACCUCCCAAAACUACACUGUCUUUGUGUUGGGUCAACAAACAGCUGCCGAAAAAGAGUAUGUCGAUACUGUUCCAAAGAUCACCACCGAACAACAACGUCGUCAGUUUGCAUCAAAGAAAUCGGCCGAGGUAUCAUUGACCAUUGAAGGAUCAAAAGACUAUGAAAUUGGUGAUGUUUUGGAUAUCUUGGUAAAGACCAAACUCAACAAUGGCAGAGGUUAUUUGAUUAGACAAAAGCUAGAGACUGUCUUGACAGCCGAUCCAUUCACUAUUGUCGAUGGUGUAUUCCGUACAACUCACACCAUCACUGAAAGGGAUUUCCCAACCGUCAAGUUUGGUUGUAUUGUCCAAGGUGUACUGUCAUUUGAGUAUAUGGACAAAACUCAUCAACGUUUCACCGAUGGUUAUGUUGAAAAGACCAUUACAGUGUCUAGAAAAACCAAGACAUUGACAGUGGAAUUUGAGCCAUUCUCCAAGUUUGCCACUCCCAAAGAGACCCACAAUGUAGGUGUCAUUGUCAAGGACCACAAUGGCAAGCCAGUACCAAAUGCAGAGGUCACUUUGAUUGUUGCCGACGAAUCAUUGUUGCAAUUGUCCAAGAGAACUGCCAAUGACUGGAAUCCAAUCAAUUUCUAUCCAACUAGAAACAAUGAAUAUUUACAACCAUUCUAUCUCACUGAAUGCUCACAAUAUUCAAUGCCAACCGAAGUGGUUAAAACAUCAUCCGUUCCUACUUCAUCCAUCAACCUCACUAUUCGUUACUUUUCAGGUCGUAUCAUUCGUCUUGAUGGUAUUCCAAUUAGCACCACCAUUGAACACAUCCAAAAGGUCGUUCAGGAUCGUGAUGGAUUACCACCUUCUUCUCAACGUCUGUUCCACUUGAACAAACAAAUGGAAUCUGGUACACUCGAGUCAAACAAGAUCACCACUGACACUACAAUCAACCUCGUAUUUAGAUUGUUUGGUGGGUCUGAUGACGACGAAAAGAGCGAUUGCGAAGAUCUUAUGUUGGCUGCCAAGGUGAUCAAGGUCAGAGACAAUUUCUGUCCAAGAGCAACUUUUGAAACCAACGUGCAUACCGAUGAAAAGGGUGUGGCACGAUUCAAAUACGUAUUGCCAGACAAUUUGACCAAGUACCGUAUGAUGGCGUUGGCAAUGACAAACGACAAGUUUGGUAAGACCCAAGAGUUCUUUACCAGUACUCUUCCAGUUAUGAUCCGUCAAUCUCCACCACGAUUCCUCCAUUACAUGGACGAGUCGAUAUUCCCAAUUGUCGUUCAAAACAUUGUCGACUAUGACGUCGAGGUUAGUAUUGCAUUUAGAUCAAACAACUGUUCACUUGCAAGCAAGGGAUUCAAAUCUGUUAUCCCAGCACAAUCAAGAAUCGUUGUACCUUGCAAUGUGAAAUCAAUCGUACCAAAUACCAACUCUUCCUUCCAAGCCAUUCUAAGUAGCAGAGUCAACAGUCAUGGUGUCAAGGCUGAAUUUACUGAUGCCGUCAAAUUUGACUUCCCAGUCUACUCUGCUACCAGUCUUGAGUCUACUCUUAUCUCUCAUAUCCUUACCAAGGAGAAGGAUGUUGCCCAAUACCCACUGAAUAUUCCAAAUUGGGAACAAUUAGAUCAAGAAAGUGGAGGUUUGACAAUCCAAAUGUCAUCCAACAACCUUUCAAAGAUCACCCCAGCUAUUGAAUAUUUAUUAAACUAUGAAUACGCAUGCACUGAACAAUUAUGUAGCAAGAUGUUAUCACUCUACGUCUUGAAAAAGGUUCCACAACUCUUCCAAAAAGGUGACAAGUCAAUCCCAUCAGAUGAAAAGAUUGAUGAAUCCUUGCGUGAAAUGUUUAUCCUUUUAGACAAGAGAUUAAAGAGCGAUGGUGUAUUUUCAUAUUGGGAUGGUCCAAAGUCCUAUGAAUAUGUUAAUUUAUAUGCUUAUUGGGUAUUGACAACACUUAAAUCAAUGGGAGCAACUGUACCUGCCAGUUUAUUGAAAAACUUUGCAACCUAUGUUAAAUCUUUGCUUACCUUUAAUGAAAAGAAAAUGAAAGAGGAAGGAAUCAGUUACUUUAUUUGCAAGUCAUUUGCUGCUUACUUGGCCCACAAAAGCGCUCAAAAUGUAACUGUCUUUGCCAAUCAACUUUACAACAAGGGUAUGAACCUUUAUCCAGAUCCUUCAAAAUUCAUGUCAUUCUUUGUAUUCUUGAUGCCAAUUUUAACUUCUAGUAAAGUAACAAGAGAGAUUGAAGAUCAUAUCAAGAUUACAGGUAGUUUGGCAUAUUUGGAUAGUGUUGAUUGCAACAGAUUCUAUUCUGAAACCAGAAGUACUGCGUUCCUCAUCUUGUCGAUGCUUGCCAUCAAUCCAAACUAUCAUUUGGUACCAAAGUUGAUCAGUGGAUUGGAAUCAAUGAGAAGAACAAGAGGAUGGUACAAUACUCAAGACAAUGCCUUUAGUUUGUACGCCAUCUAUAGAUACUGUGAAACUUCGAAAUUGUUGGAAUCCAAAAUCAAGACCAAUAUCUUUAUCAAUGAUAGCACUGCCGAUCCAACACCAACCGAGUUGACUGCCGAAAGUAACUAUCGUCGAUUCAUUCCAAUGAAGACUCUUAUCAAGAACCAAGGUAAUGUCAUUAUCGAAAAGAAAGGAAAGGGACCAUUGUUCCACACCCUUGCCUUCCAAUACGGACCAUCCAAUCCAAUCUACAAACCAGUUACCGAUCGUGGAAUCACCAUUGAACGUAAAUUCAUUGCUCUUGGUAAAGAGGAUGAUGUUGUCUAUGACCCACAAAACAACAUCAAAAUCAAGAGUGGUACCAAGGUAAAGGUACAACUUACCAUCAAAGUACGCCAAUUGUCUUCGUUUGUAGUGGUCUCUGAUAGAUUACCCGCUGGAUUGGAGCCAACCAACCAAGUUCCAUGGAAGAAGUAUUGGUACGACCAUGCCAACGUCAGAGACAAGGGUGCCGAAAUCUUUAUCGAUACCCUCUAUCCAGGUGAAUACGCAUUUACCUACAAUUGCUCUGCAGUAUGUUAUGGAAACUAUAUUUGUCCACCUUCAAAGAUUGAAGAAAUGUACACUCCAUCUACUUUUGGUAGAACUGAAAGUCAUUUUGUUCAAAUUAUUUAA
Molecule: messenger RNA, 6738 nt
Organism: Cavenderia fasciculata
Lineage: Eukaryota; Evosea; Eumycetozoa; Acytosteliales; Cavenderiaceae
Product: ubiquitin domain-containing protein
Exons: 5
Coding region: 1-6738 (2245 amino acids)
Molecular function (GO): protein binding; endopeptidase inhibitor activity
Source: RefSeq, a predicted model, not a curated record